This is a messenger RNA of Thermochaetoides thermophila DSM 1495, 2100 nucleotides long. Its product is annotated as G1/S-specific cyclin-like protein. Gene Ontology annotation, cellular component: nucleus; cyclin-dependent protein kinase holoenzyme complex. Gene Ontology annotation, biological process: regulation of cyclin-dependent protein serine/threonine kinase activity. The record is from RefSeq and is a predicted model, not a curated record. Gene Ontology annotation, molecular function: protein kinase binding; cyclin-dependent protein serine/threonine kinase regulator activity. The transcript is spliced from 2 exons. The coding region runs from base 1 to 2100 and encodes 699 amino acids. NCBI's taxonomy places the organism in Eukaryota, Fungi, Ascomycota, Sordariomycetes, Sordariales, Chaetomiaceae.
AUGAUGUCGGGCAUUUACGAUUUGACUUCGUCUCUCCAUCCCCUUCGCCAUGCGCAUAGCAACCCACUUUUAAUUAACUCCUCGUGGUCCUCCUCGACCACUUCCCUGACUUCGACGUCCUCCUUCUGGUCCGAUGUUUCUUCCCAGCAUUCGGACGAUUCCAUCUCGACCUCUGAUUCGGACUCGUGCUAUUUCUCGCGUGCCCCAUCCUCCUCCCAACAGUCAGUCAGUUCACUCGGAAGCAUUUACGAACCGGCAGUAAAACUCCACGAUCCAUGGGUCAGGCAGCCAGUUUGUACACAGCCUCAGGUCGAAGCCCCCCCGGAAUUGCGACAGAAUCCGAGACGGACCAACAAUUCGGUGACUUCCCGUACCGGACGCCCGCCGUCGCUCGUACGCCAGGAUGAUAGAAAGGUCAACUUUGUGGAUAACCUAGUUGAUACCUCAACCCAUAUUGUCGAGGCGAUUUGGCCUACCUCAUCUGUCCCUCCUCGGAAUGAGAAUGGCACGGGCUCAGUGCUGCCGCUCCGUACCUUUAUCCAAGAGACAUUGCGCCGCUCCCGGACUAGUUACUCUACCUUGCAGGUGGCCCUUUACUACCUGAUAUUGAUUAAGCCUCACGUCCCUACCCACGACUUCACCACUGAACAGCCUGAUGAUCGCUACUCCAGUCAGGCGAUUCAGUGCGGCCGUCGCAUGUUUCUUGCAGCCUUGAUUCUGGCAUCCAAGUAUCUUCAGGACCGUAACUACUCGGCUCGUGCCUGGAGCAAGAUUUCUGGUCUCAACACUCAGGAAAUCAACAAGAACGAAAUGACCUUCCUUUUAGCCGUGAACUGGAAGCUUCACGUUACGGAGGAGGUCUACAAGCGCUGGUGCGAGUGUGUGGCCAAGCUGACACCAUCUCAGCCUCCUUCGCCUGGCGGUGUUUCCAUGCAAGUCUACGAGCAACAGUGCUACAACUUCCGCCGCAUUAUCCUCGGCCUGUCCCCCGACCUCAGCAACCUGGAGGAGCUGCUAGCUCCUUGGUCUUCGACCUUGACAUAUCUUCGCGAGCCAUCCCCUCGGACUGUCCGCCGCAUUCCUUCGGCAGAGCGUUUCAGUACCUUUGGCUCUGAUAUGGAGCAGAGCUGGUCACCGAAGUCUCGCAGCGUGCCAGUGGUUCUAGAGCCGACGCCUGCAAACACGUGUGCUCCCAGCCGCUUCGCUCCGGCUCUUGGGCUUCUGCCUACCCCUCGGCUUGCUUCUCAGCCCACUGGACUCAUCACUCCUGCAGCGAGUGUUGUUUCCCAAGUUCCGUCGCGCAGCUCGUCAAUGGCAUUUGCAAUGGCCCAGGCAUCCGCUUCAGCUGCCGCCCAAUCUGCCGAUCGGUGGCCUGCGUCUAUGGGAUCAUCGCCUCUGGCUCCGGUUACACGUCGUUCCUCCCUUGCCAACUCCGUGUGCAGCGCCUCUUCGCCGGAGUCAAUGAUCUCAGACUCAUCUCAGGUUUCUCGCUCGUCCUCAGUCUCGUCAGCUUCUUCGGCUGGUGCGCCAUCGUCCAACUUGGACUCUCAGGCGCGGUAUCGCACUUCGAAAUCAAACUAUGACAGGCUGGGUCCGAGACUGCCAAUGAAACCGGUGUAUGAGGAUAAUGAGCCGAUUUGCCUAACUUCAUCUCCCGAGGAAUACGGGGUUGCCGUAGGCCAAGAGAUGUGCGACCUGACGCUGAAUAUGCUCAUGCCUUGCCCACAACGCGAGAUGGACAAUGCCGCUCGUACUCUUCAAAACAUGCAGCAAUACAGUAGCAACAGUCCCGUGAUUGGGGUCAAAGCAGGACUGAAAAGGAGCCGUCCUUUCUCAGUUGAGGAUACUUUGCAGGACGAUGUUCGCGACAUCCUCGCUGGCCGUUAUGGUAGCGCUCGGUCUUGGUCUGAAACUAUGGUUCGUUCUCGUCCUGACGGUACGAGGGUUCCUCAGCAGGUGCCCGUUCGUAUUAGCACUCCAGGGAGCCAUAAGCGGCUUUGUUGCUCUGCUGAAGCCUCUCAGAUUCUCCAGAUUCCCUCUCUUCACCCUGCUGUGAGUGGGCUUGGUGGUCCAGGGAUGUGGGAAGGUAUUUUAAAUUAA